CGGCGUCUGCGGUGCGUUCCUCCGGCGCGGAGACAGGCCUGGAAAGGGGCCAGGCUGAGGGUCCUGUACAGAUGAAAAUGGCAACAUUGGGCAGAUCCUUUCAAGGAGUUCCUUCUGUGGAAUUUCCUCAGACUCCAGCAGCUCUCUCUGAGAGUACCUUCCAACCUGGCAUCACACAGAGUGAGUUGCAGCCUGGAACUGUGGGGCAUGAAUAUCCCCAGCAAAGCAUGGGGGCUACGGCUGGGAAUGGAAAUGAUAUAAUAGAAGGCUCUGACCCCACCAACUCAUACCUGGACCUUGCUUCCCCAGCUGCAGUUGGAAGUUAUGAUGACACCUUGACUAUUGCAACAGUUCCUUUCACAGACUUUGAAAUCCCACCAAUACUAUUGCAGCCGCAGAUUCGCACCCAAGUUUCUCUUUGCCGUGGAAAGAAGCAUAAACUAGAGGAAGAGGUGGAUGGUUGCCCGGAAAAGAAGAGACUAUUUAAAACUGUGCCCUACUCUCCGAAUCCCAGCAGUGAAACGAUUCUCUGUGCAGGUCAGCAGGUAGCUGGGGAAGUAGCAAGGCCAUGCACUGGUAACCUUUGUGAAGCGGGCUUGUUAGAGAUUGCCUGUGAAGAGAUGGACCAGACAAUGGGAGAACAGCAAUGUGAGGUUGCUCGCAGGAAGCUUCAAGAAAUUGAAGACAGGAUAAUUGAUGAAGAUGAAGAUGUUCAUGCCGAUGAGAAUACUAGCAAUCUGCCCACCCUUGUCCUGUCUGAUACUCUUCAAAAGGGGUUGAGGAGGGAUUUUGAUCAAGUCCUGACAAAAAAAAUAAUAGAGUCCAUGAGCCGACCCUCCAUGGAGCUGGUGCUCUGGAAACCUCUCCCUGAGUUCCUCACAGAUAAACUGAAAUCUGUUUCUGUUGCUAAGAACUACAAGCAGCAAGCUACAGAAGGGUGCCAAGCUAAGCAGUCAGCUCUUGGAACUCCCUUCCAGCCACAAACUGAAACAUUCUCUGAAGCACAACAAACUAUGCCUUCAGGUCUGUAUAGUAGCCUAGAAACAUCUGGGAGUGUAGAAGAGGAGAUGGAAUUAUAGAAGUCAGAUUUCAGGCUGCAAUGGUGAAUUUCUGAAGAUUUCUGUGGCUGACUUUCACUCCCUCUACCUUCCAGUUAUGAGGUAUGGACAGGAAGUUGUUGUUGUUGGGAUUUUCUGUUUUUUGGGGGAGUUGGGGGUUUUUUUGGGUCACAAUCAGAAGAAUCUGCGGUUGCCACUUUAGGAGAUUGAAGAGAAGCUUUAUAGUCUGUUAAAAGCAGCAUCUUUGACAAGAAAUCCAGUGGCCUUUGGUGCAAGGAAGUGGUUCUCCAAAUGGCUGAUUGCACCUGUGCUCUUAGUCGCCAUGGUAAGGAACAAAGUGCUGAGAUUGAAUAUGUUGGUGGUUCAGACAACCCUUCUACUUGGAGAGCCAUUAAGGCUUUGGAGCAUAUACUUCUCUGUGCUCGUAAAGCAGACGCCUAGAGAAUGUUCUCAGCUGAUUGAUUUGGCUGCAGUUCUCCCUUGGUCUGUAUCAGAUUGGAAAGCCAGACAUAGCCUUUGGAAAUACUUCUGACGCACCUUUUGACUUCAAUCUUGAAAUGGAAAAUGUGUGAAUCAGAUCUAGAGGAGCUACUUUAACUGAGCUUUGUGUAAAUGUUGUCUCAGUAAGGGCCAAAUCCUACUUGCCAUACGUGACUAACCUCAAACUUUGAGUGGGACUACUUGUAUUAGCAAAGGGAGCAGAAUUUGACUCUACAGUUAAACCUGGACUUAGUAGUUUACGUAAACCAGAAACCCGCAUCAUAAAAACUAUAUCCUGAUUUUCUGUAGUUUUUUACAUUGCACCUGGAUUAUUAACUUACACUGCAGGGAUUUAUUCCAGAUAAUAGUACUGCAGGAAAGGAAUCCAGUUCAUUGCUUAUUAGAAAGUAGUACAACAAAUGUAUUGGUAUGUGGUAAACCAAGUAAUCUCAUGAGUCCGUCAGUCUCAAGGUUUCCUUGGAGACAUCUGAACUGAGGUUCCCUUUGUGAAAAUACUCUUCUGGGUAAAGGCGAUAUUAGGAUGGUAAUUCUCAAUCUGUUUGCCUAGACUUCCCCCAUACCAGGAGGAAGCCCAUACAAUGGCUCCGCAGGAAAGAAGCUUUAGAUUUAUUGGAAAGGCAACUGUCUACACUACUUUGCUUAGCAUAUCACCUUAAUAGAUGAUGUGAUUAGACCUUUUUCUUGCUAACAACCCAUUUUAUGCAUUUUAAAGCCCAGCAUUUAAUUUGCAGGCAGCUUUUCUGCUCCUUUGGCUGUCAGUGGCAUUUUAGCUGAAAGGAGAUAUUCUUUCUAACAUGGGUGUUCGGAGUUAGGUAGAGAACUGUCAUUUCUGUCUGAUAUUAAUAUGGUUUUCUAUCCCAAUCUUCUUGCCCCAGAUUCUGAAAGAGCAUUAAUGUUUAAUAUUUAAACAGUGUUUAAGAACUACACAUUAAAAUUAUUCUGUUGUUUGAAUCAGCAUUGAGCUAGGCUGGAAACUGGUGCAUAACCUGACAUCUCAGCCCUUGAUUUUUGUAUGGGGCAGCAAAUGUGUGCAGUUUUCAUAUGCUCUUGUAGCUAACUUAUGUGAGGUCGGAGAAAGCUUCCUGUAUGUAAUAUGUAAAACUUCUCAUGUGAAUGCUAUUAAUUCCUAAAUGAGACUUAAAUUCUACAGCAUCUGGGAGGCUGCAGUGUCACCAUGUGGAAAAGAGUCAAAUAAUAUGGAAGUGCUGAAGGGAAAACAUCAUUGUCUGCUUUGUGAGGUUAGAAGGGGUUGCAGUGCUUCCAAACAGAGAUCUGCUCUUCACUUGUAUGACUUUUGAAAAGGGUCACAGUUCAAAUUGUACUGAUCAGAUGGCUCUGGUCCUCAGUUCAGUGAAUGAGUAGGAGGAAACAUUCAUAUGUUUAAUGGAAUCAUCUUGCCAAUACCUAAAAUUAUGGUACAGAGGAACCUGGAGGAUCGUAGGGUGCUAAGUGUUAAAUCCAAAUAGGGCUCUUUUUUCCUCUCUUAAAAAAAUAUUAGAAGUAAUAUUUUAAUCUGAAUGUCCAAGAGGAAAACGUGUCUAUACUCUGCCUAUGGUCUUAACUCCUUCGUAUGUGUGCCAAAGGUUACUAUUCAGAUGUAUGUUUUCUCCUUACAUUCUGUGCUGAUGCAGUUUUCUCUGAGCCCUAGUACUACUCUACCACUUCAAUUAAGAUUUCUCAGUGGUUUAUUGGAAACAUGUUCAUUGUCCUAAGCCAGAGAGUGAUGUUCUCCAAAGCAGUUCAGCAUUAAUUAGUAAACAUCUAAUUUGGUUUUCAGAAGUCUUUAUUGUUUUAUAUUAAGGGGAACCAUUCAAAGCUCCUCUUCCUUUGAUGAGGGAAAGGGAAAACUGCUUCCCAUCCUGGGACUAAAUGGGUUGCUAAUUGAACUAAAUUGUGCUUUAAGAAAACGUGUUAAGAUGUGAGCAGCUGCACGAUACAAAAGUUGUGUCCUGACAGUUCUAUUGUUAGCUUGAUUAAGGUUUUUUUGGUUCUGCAUGUUAAGUGAGGGCGCAAUACUGAGAAUAUUCUUUCUGGAUGUUUUAUUUUGAAAUAUGAACGAUCUUGUUCUGGUUUGUCUUCUGUUGGGACCAAAUCACCAUUUGUAUGUCAUAAUUUUCAAUAAAGUUUUUAAAAUUGCUGUAAAACACACUGGAAAUUAAGAUGU
Messenger RNA from Pelodiscus sinensis (Chinese soft-shelled turtle), 3723 nucleotides. It is a transcript of the gene CCDC117, whose product is annotated as coiled-coil domain containing 117. Lineage: Eukaryota; Metazoa; Chordata; Testudines; Trionychidae. The record is from RefSeq and is a predicted model, not a curated record.